Messenger RNA from Cinara cedri, 2351 nucleotides. The record is from the annotation of a GenBank genome assembly. NCBI's taxonomy places the organism in Eukaryota, Metazoa, Arthropoda, Insecta, Hemiptera, Aphididae.
UAUAGAUAACAGUAUCUAUAAUUGUGAUUGUUUUUAAUUUUUUUAUCGUAAUAUCAUUUUAUUAUUAUAUUAAUACGUGUAAAAAUUUAAAAUGGUUUGAUUAAUUAAAAUAUUGGGCGAGUAGACCACAGUGUUGAGUGAACAUGGAAUUAUGUCUUCUUAAAAAAUGUUGUUUAAUUAAAGGAUAAAUGCCAAAACCCCAAAAACGAGAUUAUUGCCACGUCGAGUUAAAUAUGCAACUUUUAGACUUUUAUUAGCUGUUUGAUCAAAUCGAGUAUACUCGUAGACCUUUAUUCAUUAUGGAUGAUUCUAAUGUUCCAUCAGCUGUGCAAACUAACGAUGAAUCGGGUUGUAAAGAACAAGUCGACGGUGGUAACAGCGGACUCGACGACAAACCGGCUCAAAUAUUAAACGACAAACCGGCUCAAAUAUUAAACGACAAACCGGCUCAAAUAUUAAACGACAAACCGGCACAAAUAUUGAACGGCAACCGAGUGGCACCAAAUGAUUGGAAAUUUUAUCCUGGAAAAACGAUGUAUGUAAUGCCACCGGGUCCAAAAAAAUACCAGAAUAUAAAAAAGUCCCCAGACAAAGAACCCAAAUUCGUACCCUAUGAGCCUUACAAGGCGGCUGUACGUUCGAUUGUACCGGAACUUGGUCAACCAUCAGUGGCCGUAUUCAAAAGAAGAAUGUCGACCACUUCGAAUUGCAGUAAAGUGUCCAACAAAACAACCGAAGCUGACAAAGAGGACGUGAUAACGACUCUUACCCAAGAAAAACAGGUAAAACAAUCUUACCUACACAAUUUAUACUAGGUAUAUUAUUAAAAUAUAUAAAAAUAAUUAUAUUUUUUUUAGAAUCUUGAAGUUGAGAUAGCCAAACUCAACCAACAGUUAAGCAAUAUGAACCUACAAAUGGGGUCGCAGGCAGAAAUUAAUAAUGAACUAAAAAAUAUGCUCAUAGCGUCUAUCGGAGAAGACGUCGAGGCCAAAAUACAAAUGUUAACUGAGGAUAAAGUUUUACUAGCACACAAAUUGCUUAAUUUCACAGGUGCAUUAGCUGGUCGACAAGAUCAAUUAGAAACUGUAGCUGGAGAACGAGAUGUUUUGAGAAGUAAAUUUUUGGCUGGCAGGUAUGUAAAUGAUUAUAAUCAUUAAUUUUUAUUCUUACUAACACUAAAUACUAGCCAAAAAAUAUUUUUACAGUUUAAUAAUAGAAGAUUUAUCCAAGUGGAAAACAUUCCUGUGUGACCGUGUAGAUAAUUUAGAAGGUUUGUUACAAACUGUAUUGGAUGAAAAUCGAAAAAAUAGACAUUUAUUGAAAUCAGCACAUGAGUAUGUUAAAUACAGUAUAAAAAAAAAAAGUGUUUCUAAUUAUUUUGAUUUAGGAAUUUGAAGAUAUUACAAAAUGAAUAUAAACUCGAAGUGCCAUCCAAACAAAAACUUUUAGACAGUACAACAAUAGCAGAAGAUAUCAACAAAAUAUCAUUAUCACUUAGAAAACAUUUGUUAGGACCACAAAAUCAACAAAACCAAAAUAUACACUUUGCUGUUCACCAGACACCAACUGAAUCCCGAGCUCAACAAGUAAUAUUACAUUUUUUAUAGAAAUUUGUCUUAUUGCAAUCGCUGUUGUCACUUAAGUCACAUUUAAAUUAUAAUUAUUAAAUAUGUAAAAUUAUACUAUGAUACCUUCAAUAUGUUUUAUAAUGAAAAAUUAAAAAAAAACAGUCACAAUAACAAUUUUAAGUGUGAAUUAUAAAACUAUAAUUAUAAUUAUAUACUUAUAAGUAAAUAAGGUAGUAGAUAAUAUAAAUGUUUUUGUAUAUAGGUAAUUUUGAUAUUAUUUUAACAAAUUGUAUGCAUAACAAUUAGAUAUAUAAUAAAAUAUUACUUCUUAAAAUGUAUUCCUAAGAAGGACUCAAAUAGUUCUUGAUAAAUUUAAUAAGUAUAAUACAUAAAAAUAAAGAGCUAUAGAAUAGGAGUUGGUAAAAAUUCUGCUAUUAAUCUCAGCUUAUAAAUAUUUUAUGAUCAUUUAUUUCUUGUUUUGUUUGAUUUAGAUACUGGGACAAACAUUACCUAGAGAAAAAAUGAAUGAUGUAGAUGCAACAUGUAAUGCCAUAAUGGAAGCAUCACAAGCGUUAGAGACUACUAAUAUUCAGUUGUGCUGUGGUCACUGCACGGGUACUGUAAAAUAUGUUUAAACUAAUAUGGUUUACCAAUUAUCAAAAAUUAAAAAAUAAAUGUUAACAAAUAUUUUUAUUAAAAUGUUUAUUAUAAAUUAUAUGGCAAUAAUUUUUUGUUUUAUUGUUUAUACAUGUGUAUGUUAAACGUGCGAAUUAAAUUAAUUUU